Arachis stenosperma is the source of this 1096-nucleotide messenger RNA. RefSeq lists its product as uncharacterized. The record is from RefSeq and is a predicted model, not a curated record. The coding region runs from base 507 to 1034 and encodes 175 amino acids. The transcript is spliced from 2 exons. Lineage: Eukaryota; Viridiplantae; Streptophyta; Magnoliopsida; Fabales; Fabaceae.
UCUUGGGAAUUCCAAAAAGAGAACACGGACGAUUGGUUCGUAGGAAGAGUGAAUUACAUAAAAUAUCACAGGAAGCACUCAAGCAGAGAUGUUAACAAAGUUUCAGAUUCAAGUCCUAAAAUACACAGAAUUCCACAGUACAUGGCUGAAAGGCUGGAGUUUAGAAAAUAUUAUGAGCCACAAAUCAUCUCAAUCGGUCCAAUUCAUCUAGCCAAAAUAGAUACACUUCAAGGAAAGCCAUAUAAGGAUACAUGGACAGCAAUGUAUCUGGAGGAUACUGAUCCGAAGGAAUUUUAUGAGUGGAUUUUUGUUCACAAUUCAGAAAAAACACGCCACGCGGACCACCUUUACCGGGAAGACUUUCGAUGCUUCACCUUGAAUACUCCUUAAACCAGACCAAUUAAACCAUCGGUUUGGGAGCUCUCGACAAUCGGGGAGGAAUUAAAUGAGAGAACAUAAGAUGAGAAGACACCACAUCCAACUCAGAACCUUAAGGUGUCAAGUUAAUGGGUCUCUCAUCUUUUAAACUCCUCACUCUUCCAUGCUUUCUUAGAUGUGGGACUAACUUCAACACUCCUCACACUUGCAACACUAACACAAAACUCACAGUGGAUGGCUCAACGGCUCAUAUCUUCCUCAACCUUGUAGCCUAUGAGAUGUGUCCUGAUUUUCGAAACCACUUCGAGAUCAGCUCAUUUUUAGUCUUCAUGAGCUCCCUCAUUGAUCAGCCGGAGGAUGUGAAGGAACUCAGAUUAGCUGACAUAAUUAUCAAUGAACUUGCCAGUGACAAGGAAGUAGCAGAUCUGUUUAAUAAGAUGGACAGCAUUCUUGUGCCUGAGACACCAUUGUUUGCCCACGUUAGAGACCAGAUCGAUUCACAUUUUAAGUCCAAACGAGGCAGGAUCACAAUGCUAUCUUGGAUGGGAGAGGCCUCUAACACCUUUUUUCGCUCGCCAUGGACCAUCAUCGCCUUGCUUGCUGCCACUCUUGGUCUUGUUCUUACAUUCAUCCAAACAUGGAGAAUUUGUUGCUAAAGGAGCAAAUCCAGGUGCUGAUUAAGGAAAGAAAUUCUUUCAAAAAUGCGUUUAAAAUCCAG